AUGAAAUACGAGACUCUUAAACAGGAUAUUAUUCAGCGCAUCAUGCCUUCUGACAAGUUCCGUCUGCAGCAACUAUUUAGUGAUCUGCAGCUAAGAGAUCGGAUGCCCUCAGCCUUGUUGCGCGAAAUGCAACAGCUCAUCGGCAUGUCCAACAUAGACGUAAGGAUUCUCCGCGAGCUGUGGAUGCAAAGCCCUCCUAAACGCAUACAGGCUAUCCUUGCAGUGGCAAGUGACUUGCCCAUCACAGCACUUGCAGAUCUAGCAGACCGCGUUUUCGAACGGCCCCAGCCAAAGACUGAAACCAAAGCGCCUAAGCAGCUUUGUUCUGGCGCAACCACAACGACAGGCGCGACUAGCCCGCCGUCGGCACUAGACGCAUUAUCACUGCAGCUAGCGUCGCUUCAGCGCCAGAUCGAGGAACUCACCUUAAACCGUAAGCACCGCAACCGCUCCGGAUCAUCUCUCUUUCGCACAAAACCUGAUUUCAAAGGUUACUGCUUUUACCACUCUCGUUUCGGUACUAAAGCCCGCAAGUGCGUACAGCCGUGUAGCUACUCCGCUAUACAUGAUCCGCCACGCCGUGCUGUAAUGGACAGGAGCGUUGGCAAAGCCCAAAGUCGUCUCUUCUACAUUCGGGUUUAUGACUCCCAUACCCAGUUCUUAGUUGUUACCGGGGCGGAAGUCAGGGUCAUUCCCCAUAUGCCAAGUGAGCGUACCGCUUCUCUGUGGACAAGCCUCAGUGCCGCAAAUGGCAUGCCAAUACCCACCUACGGUCAUCGGUCGCUUACCCUUGACCUAGGUCUUCGGCGCACUUUCCGCUGGGCAUUCACUGUCACUGCAGGCCCCUUUGCCAUCAUCGAUAUUGACUUUCUCAGGCAUUCCGACCUCUUGGUCGAUGCGAAACGCCAGAUGAUCGUCGACGCUGCAACAAAACUCAGUGUACGUGGCCUCACCGCCGAUGUCCCAACUAUCUCCCCGGUCUACGCAUCUCCUCAGACCUCGCCAGACUACGCUAAGCUCUUUUCCUAG
Molecule: messenger RNA, 1029 nt
Organism: Dicrocoelium dendriticum
Lineage: Eukaryota; Metazoa; Platyhelminthes; Trematoda; Plagiorchiida; Dicrocoeliidae
Source: the annotation of a GenBank genome assembly